This is a messenger RNA of Dothidotthia symphoricarpi CBS 119687, 1242 nucleotides long. RefSeq names its product galactose oxidase. The transcript is spliced from 2 exons. NCBI's taxonomy places the organism in Eukaryota, Fungi, Ascomycota, Dothideomycetes, Pleosporales, Dothidotthiaceae. The record is from RefSeq and is a predicted model, not a curated record. The coding region runs from base 116 to 1153 and encodes 345 amino acids. Gene Ontology annotation, molecular function: protein binding.
GAUGACGCAACGCUGUAGAACGUGGUAUACAUAUGCGUUCUGAACACUUUGAUUUUCACUAACCUGUCCUCACUAACCUAUCCAAAAUAACCUAUCAACACUAAUAACAGUCAUAAUGCCUUUCGCACUCAAGGGAAUGCCCAUUAGCAAGCUCAAGGGGAACUGGACAUGUCUCCUCAAUGAAGACAGACUCCAGCGCUCGUCGCAAGUUCUGUCAGUCAUUGAUCAGACAGUAUGCGUAUUUGGUGGCGAGGUGAAGCCUCGAGAGCCUGUAGACGAUCAAGUCGACGUCUUCUCACUAAACAAUGACACACCCAAUCUCGAAACCAAGUCGCAUUCGUCGGCUCCUAGCCCCCGCGUUGGAAGCACAUCUGCAGUUAUCAAUGGAAACAUGUACAUUUUCUCCGGACGAGGCGGCACUGAAAUGGCCCCUAUCGAAGAGCACGGCGCAGUUUGGUCCUAUAACCCCUCAUCUUCAUCCUGGUCAAACAUCUCCCCAGCAGACUCAUCGAAACCACAUCCACCAGCACGCAGCUACCACUGCUCUGCCAGCGACAACCAAAAUAACAUAUUCAUCCACGCCGGCUGCCCCACUUCAGAUCGCCUCUCCGACCUCUGGAAAUUUGACAUCUCCGACCGCACAUGGACACAACUCCCCGAUGCCCCCGCUCCUCACCGUGGAGGCGCAUCCAUCGCCUACAAGUCUGGUAAGCUGUACAGAAUGCAUGGCUUUGACGGGACGACAGAGCAGGGUGGCAGCAUUGACAUCUUCGAUAUCUCGUCCAACACCUGGAGUACGGAGACUUUCAACCCAGACGGAAACGAUGGACCUGAGGCACGAAGUGUCAGUGUCCUCUUGCCGGUUCGACUUGCACAGAAGGAUAAGUUGAUCACGCUGUUUGGUGAGAGGGAUCCGUCAUCUCAGGGGCAUGCUGGUGCGGGCAAGAUGCUGAGCGAUGUCUGGAUCUACGAUAUCAGCGAGAACUGGUGGACACAAUUGCAUCCUGAGGGUACUGAUGGGGUUCCGGAUCCAAGAGGAUGGUUCGAUGCCGACGUUGUGAAGAACGAAGAUGGGAAUGACAGUGUUGUGUUGCAUGGUGGACUUGGUGGAGACAACGAGAGGCUGAAGGACGUCUGGCGUAUCACGUUCUAGUUAGCACACUAUCCUAUGCACGACCAGUAGGCAUGCAUUUAUCUUGCAUUCGCCUAGAUCUCAAUACAUAGCCUACUUGUACUGUGGCG